Molecule: messenger RNA, 3870 nt
Organism: Lepidothrix coronata (blue-crowned manakin)
Lineage: Eukaryota; Metazoa; Chordata; Aves; Passeriformes; Pipridae
Gene: CEP126
Product: centrosomal protein 126
Exons: 11
Coding region: 10-3288 (1092 amino acids)
Biological process (GO): non-motile cilium assembly; cytoplasmic microtubule organization; mitotic spindle organization
Cellular component (GO): midbody; ciliary base; centrosome
Source: RefSeq, a predicted model, not a curated record
GGGCGCUGGAUGGAGCUCAGCGGGAAGGGCGGCGGGGCGGCGCGGGGGCAGCACCUCCCCGGCGCCCCGCAGGACAGCGCGGGAGGGAGGCGGAGCGCCCCUGGGGAUAGAGCUUUAAAAUUUCAUUUUGAACAGGAUUUAGAAGAAGAACGUCGGACAUUGAAAGAGGAUCAGAAAUUACAUCGGAGUAAGGCACAAAAAUAUUUGAUAGAGACAAACAGAAGAAGAAGAGCCUUUGAAGAAAGACAGAAGCAAGAAGAAGAAAAAGAACAAAGAUUUAGACAAAGAGUUCUUCAGCAAAGGAAAAUUAAACUUCAGGAGGCAACUGAGAAGUUCCAGCGUGCUCAUCUGCCUUUUUCUCAGCACAAACAAAUAGUCCAGACAAAAGCAUCUUCUCAGUUAGAAGAAGCUCUUGAACAACUUAAAGGAUCGGUUUUAACAUCAGGAUUGUCCUUCCCAAGGAUAAACAAAAUCAACUUCAGCACCACAGAUGAUACAUCCUCAUCAGCAUCUAGAAAUGAUUCUUUCCAUCAGAAGCAGAUGUCAACAAUGUUUGGCUGUGAUAAACCAAUACAAGAGAGCAGUAGAACAAACAUGGAUAGUCACCAACUUCCCUUCCAGAAAAAUCUGAAAGAAAUGCAGCAGCUCCUUGAAAAACAGCAUCUGAACAACUUGGAGAAUUUUCAUCAGGAACUCAAUGAAACAGAUGAUUCAGAAAGCCUGACAAGCCUUGACAGUCUUGAGGCUGGAGGACAAAGUGGAGAUUACAUAACACCGAAUGAAUCAUCUUUGACUGCACAGUGUGACUGUGCCCUGUAUGAUCCAAAAAAAUCCCAGACUAGGAAUAGUGGUUUACUUCAUAUAGAUCAAAGUACUUCUAAAAAUGCGCAUCUAAAUAAUUGCUUGAGAAAUGCAGAUCCACACUACCACAACAUACCUAUUCAUGAUCUUUUAGCUAAACAUAAUGUUCUAACUCCUGCUGAACAUGUGAACGCUUCAGAAGAGGAAUCAUCUGCUUCUCAGAGAUCUGGAAAAAAACUUCCAGAGUUCUCUACCUCUGAUAAGCAAAAGAGCUCUGUAAUUAAUACAUUUAGUUUUCUGCAAAAUAUAGAAGAAGACAGAAGCAAGCCAUUUUCUGGAAUGGCUAGCACAUUAGCCAUUGGUCAUCCUGUUUUCAAUCCUAGCAAAGCCUGGGACAGCCCUGAUUCUAUUCCAGGAGAAAGAGUUCAGGAUCUGAUGCAAGAUCAGAGUUUUAAAAUGACUCCACAGAAGAGAACUAUAUCUGUGCAAGCAUCCAGUCAACCUAUUGCAACAUCUAUAAUCUUAUUUCCUAAUCGGGGAUGUUCCACUGGCAUUCCCAGCACAGCUGAUACAUUACCAAAGGACAAAAAUAUCAGUACAAAGUUUUUAAAAAAUACCUCAGGAAAAAUGACUGAAACAAAAGAAGAAAAUAUUAAAUGUAUUAAUGAUACUAUUCCAGGAACAUCUUUAUUUCAAGACAUACCAAAUGCCUCAGUUUGGUUGGAAGUUAAGCAACAGAAUACCAAAGAGAAAGGAAAGGGAAAUAUAAUUGACACUAUGUCACUGGUGUCAGAUACAGAGUUCAAUUCUGGAAUUCCUGCACAGGACAAAACCCUGAAAAGUAAUAUUCUUGAAAGAAAAAGAGCAAAGUUAUUCAGAAGUAUCCUAAAGAAGGAUUCUAAAUAUGAAGCCAGUCCUUUCAAAACUGUGGUUAUGAACCAUGGGAUCAGUUUUGGAACUCGAUCCAUGUCAUCUAUCAGAGACAGUUUAGAACUGGCAAAAAUAAAAAAGAAAAGUGCAGAAAAUGAAAAAUACAAUAGGAAGCUAAGAUGGUGUGAUCAAAUUGACCAGAUAAUAACAGAAAAUAAUGAAAAAUGCUAUGAAAAAAGCACCAGUGAAAUAUCUUCUUCAAAGCUGCAAUAUGUUCAAACUGCAAAUAAUUCUCCUAAGAAUAAUUUAAGUAUUGUUGCUCAACCUUCAAACCCCACGUUCAUGAAAAAUCAUCAGGAAAAUUCUCAUAUAUCAAAACCAAAUGUUAAUACUGAACAAUCAAAUAAAGAAUGCACAUCUCAGAAUAUAUUUAUGUCUACUGAAUACUUUUCUGCUAAAAAAGCUUGGAUGGUGUCAAAAGAUGAAGCAAGUAAACCCUCAGUAUAUAGCAAUAAUUCUAAAAUUAAUGAAGGUAAUCAAAAUAAGGCAAAAAUAACUGGAAGAGAAACAUUUGUAAGAGCCCAGUCAAGUUUUAUGCCCAAGAGAAGAGGCACUAUACUCCAACUGCAGUCAGCCACUGGAGCCAACGACACUCAAAAAGCUCCAGGGAAAUUGCUAACACCUCACCUGCCUUCCCCACCUCUGCUGGGAAACAGAAGUGUCAAAAACGAAGCCAGCCCUGGGUGUCAGUCGCUGCCGCCUUCAAGCCUCCAAGCUACCACUACUAGCAGGAAUGAUUUAAAUGACAAGCAUGUUGUGCUAGCAAAUUGGGGUUUAAAUAGGAACGGUAGAGAAAACAGUGAGAACAUUGCUUGUUGUUCUGGCUUGGCCGCUGUGAUCUCUCCACCCGACUGCAGCAUGGCCAAAUAUGAACCUUGGGCAAAAAAUACUUGUUCUGUAAGUGGUGUUCAGGCAAGAGCCUGUCAAAAUCAUUCAGUAACCUGCACUGAGAGAAGACCUGUUAAUGCAGAAAAUGGAUUACAUCUCCAUCAUAUCCCAGCAGCUGGAAAAACAAGCACCUCCUGGCGUGGAGCACAUUCUGCCCGAGCUGCAAAGGAGUCUGCUACUGGUUUUGUUCCUGUUACAAGACAAAAUCACGUUCUUGGCAACUAUGAAAAUAAACACAGAGCUGUUUCGGAACACAGAAGACAAAAUGUAGCAUCUAAAGGAUGGGAGCCUACUCAUCAUGCACAGAAUUCGUUAUGUACUGUCCAGCUGAGUCCUGCUCCAUCCACAUUUGAUCCAGUACAAAAGAUGAAAAACAUCUAUAAAUCUGAGGAAGUUUCAGAAAGCACUGUUCAGUUUCUAAUGGCAGAAAAACUAGCAAAUACACACAUGGUGGAGGGUGAAAUCCUGGCAGCUAUGGACAGUGUGCAGCCAGCCAGCCAGCCCUCACUGCUUAACAGGGCUCCGUGUCCAGGCAUGAGUGCACUCUCAGUAGAAGAACAGAGGAUUUUCCAGUCUCUUAAUUAUCUCAGUCAGAGGCUACAAAAUGUUCAAGAAGCCAUUACCAGAAACCCAUUUGCUUCACAUGUUUUACAGAUAAGCACUCCUUAAGUAUUCAGCAAUGCAUGUUCUCCCUUUUGGUGAGCCCUGCAGUGACCUCAGAGCAGUGCCAGAGUGCCUCAGCUAGCAAUCCAUUGCAAAUGUACAGAAGACACUGACAUUAUCUGCUACAGGAUCUUGCAGCUUUUUGUGCUUUAUAUGCAGUGUCUAUACUGUUUGACACUACAAAAUUAGCAACAAAAUAAAGAAGAAAGCAAAACUCAAAUAACAAAUUUAAAUUGACUGGUAAGCAUUUUUAGGAUAAUUGUCUGUUUUAUUCUGCACUUGUCAAAUUAAUUUUAAAAAACCUGCCUGAGUUGUUAUGCCAGUUCUAGAUUAAAGGCCCUUUGUUAGUUAACCAGCAUGAUACCUAAAUCUGUGAAGUUUGUUAAGUGCAAAGAAAUGGUGACUUUUUAACUUCCUCUGUUUGCUCUUUCUCUGCUCUUUCAGUACAAAGUAGAUAAACAUUCACAGAAUCAUCGAAUCACAGAAUCAUUUAGGUUGGAAAAAACCUCUAAGAUCAUUGAGUCCAAUCUGACACCACCAUGUUUACCAUAAACCAAGUCCCCAUGUGCCAUAUCCACACUUUUUUUA